Misgurnus anguillicaudatus (oriental weatherfish) is the source of this 1845-nucleotide messenger RNA. It is a transcript of the gene c8h1orf210, whose product is annotated as chromosome 8 C1orf210 homolog. The record is from RefSeq and is a predicted model, not a curated record. NCBI's taxonomy places the organism in Eukaryota, Metazoa, Chordata, Actinopteri, Cypriniformes, Cobitidae. Gene Ontology annotation, molecular function: protein binding.
UGACAGGCUAAAGACACACCUUGUACAACCUUUGAACAACCUACCUUUCAUUUCCUCAAUGCUUGAAAUGACUAACAAAAAUGACAAAAUGUGACGUCUAAACUGAAAAUCCGCUAUUUCCACACAUUCUUAAAAUCUUGGCAAGCCAAAUCUCAGGAACCGGGGGAAACAUGGGGUCUGCUGCACACACACUGUGUGUGCUGUUGUGUUUUUGGGUCUCAGUAUCAUGCCUCGCACUCCAGACCGUGGGCCCGUGUACGGUCAACAGAGAGACGGCCGCUUUCGACUGCAGUAAGAGACGGCUUACAUCGGUACCAAAUCACAUCUGGAUGAAUGUGACUGAGUUGGACCUUUCUGAUAAUUUCCUAGACCUAACCGAUACCAACAUCUUCAAGCAGUUAAACCUAUUCAGCAACUUGAUCGCACUGAAUUUAUCAGGCAACUACCUCCCCCUACUGUUAAAAGACCACCUUUUCAGCCUCCCUUCUCUCAGAAUACUGGACCUAAGUAGGGGUGAGCUGACAUCAGUACAGGCAAGCGCUCUUAUUAGACUCCCCAGUUUAGAGAUGCUCUUCCUGGGUGAAGAUCAAAGGCAAGGCCACCUGUUAACUGCAGUUCAAGACCUAAAAAUAACAGAUGGCAUUGCUCAAGAUGACCACAAUAAUGAGGCAGAAUUUUUUAAGAAUGUCAAACAUGGAGCCUUCCUGCGUAAACUACUGGCACAGGACCAAGACAACUCUACAGAUGUCACUGUAGCAACCCCAGGAAAUGGCACAGCCAAAGAUGAUGGUUCAAAAUCCUCCUCAUACAGUUGGAAGGCACUUGUGGCUGUCCUGGUGUCAGCCAUCUCCAUCUCCAUUGUAAUUGCAUUGGUAGCCAAGUGCAAGCUUGUGCACAAGUAUCUGGCAAGCUAUAGACACUCCAGGCUCAGUGAGGCAGAUGGAACAAGCCAGUGUGACCCUGCAAACUUCGGGGUGGGGUUCUCGAGUCACGGAGGCCCGGGGACCCGCGCGGCUGCGUCUACUGAUGAGGUUGAGGAGGAUGACGAUGAUGGGUUUAUUGAAGAUAACUAUAUUCAAGCAAGCGAGAGUGUGAGAGCUGCAAGAGCAUCAGAAAUGAAUGAGGAUGAUGAGGAUGAUGAUGAUGAUGAUGAUGAGGAUGAAAUUCAAUUCAGUAUUGGUUAGAUUCAUUAUAUGUAAUGUCAUUAAAUCUUAAACGAAAUUUAAAUUUAACUCAUUCAUAGUGCCAUUCUGCCGAGUAGGAUCCUACUCUUCAGGGAACCUGUGUGAACAUGUGGGUACAUUUCCCAGGAUUACUAGUAAUUGCAAAAAUAUACAAAAACAAAAAGGAUUUAAUUAAAGGUAUAGCGGAGGAUUUUCUCGAAUUUUAGAAAAGAACCGCCUUCUCCACGUUUUUAAAAAAUGCAAUUGCGAUUGACAACUAGGAGGACCAAUAGUCUUAAUGAUCCACCCGGAAAAAGAAAAUCCUCCGCAAUACCUUUAAUUUAGUAUUAUUUCUUUACAGAUGCAAUGUGAUUUCAUAUUUUGAAAUGUAAAGUGAAGUGUAAUUUAAGUGAUCAAACAGUUUUGGGGGGCACUAUUAUACCUAUAAGUGUCUUUACACUUAACAACAUAUUAUUUGUUAUCUUUCUGAGCUUUAUAUAUAAUGUUUGUUAAUGUUCUAAUGAUGUUAUUCUAGAACGUUACUUUUUUUAGAUUAAAAUAUUAUGAAGUAAAAAGGGAAAUUUGCAUCUACUUCAUUUUAUUAUCAUCCUUUUCUACCAUUUACACUAAUGUAUUUUUGUACGUACACUCCAUUUCUAAAUUAAAAGAUUUAAGUGGCAAA